Molecule: messenger RNA, 906 nt
Organism: Eremothecium sinecaudum
Lineage: Eukaryota; Fungi; Ascomycota; Saccharomycetes; Saccharomycetales; Saccharomycetaceae
Gene: ILV6
Product: acetolactate synthase regulatory subunit
Exons: 1
Coding region: 1-906 (301 amino acids)
Biological process (GO): branched-chain amino acid biosynthetic process
Cellular component (GO): mitochondrial nucleoid; acetolactate synthase complex
Molecular function (GO): acetolactate synthase regulator activity
Source: RefSeq, a predicted model, not a curated record
AUGAUGUUGGGGUCAAAUCUAAAGCCAUUAAUUUCACGUUGGGCAUCAAUUCGGUGUAGUUCCUCGAGCACUUCCGCAUUAGUCUACAAACAACUUCACAGGAGAAGUAUUAAGAACAGUAUUCCAAUACUUCAGACUCCUGAUUGGUCUGUUAAUACAGCUGUUUCUUCGAUUUUGUAUGAGACUCCGGAACCUCUCAAGCAACCCAAGAAGCAGUGCGUAUUGAACUGUUUAGUUCAGAACGAGCCUGGUGUUCUAUCUAGGAUAUCAGGUACUUUGGCAGCCAAGGGAUUCAAUAUUGAUUCCCUGGUCGUCUCUAAUACCGAUGUGAAGGACCUUAGUAGAAUGACGAUUGUGCUGCAGGGCCAGAACGCUGUCGUUGAGCAGGCCAGAAGACAAAUAGAAGAUAUGGUCCCUGUAUACGCAGUGCUUGACUACACCAACACGGAAAUAAUUAUGCGUGAACUACUGCUGACUAGAGUGUCACUCUUAGGUGCGGAGUAUUUUGAAGAGUUGGUGCACCGUCACAAGAAGCUUACUGAAGAUGUGGAUAACGUAACUAGCGAAGAGCUUCAAGGUAAGGAAUUUCAUCCAUCGAACCUUCCUCUCUCUGAAGUAUUAAGAUUGAAACACCAGCAUUUGGAUGCUAUCACUAGUUUGGCAAACAACUUUGGAGGUAGAGUUGUGGACAUUUCUGAAUUGAGUUGUGUUGUUGAACUCUCAGCCAAGCCAUCUCGUAUAUCAGCCUUCUUGAAACUUAUCAAGCCUUACGGUCUUUUGGAAGUCGCAAGAACAGGUAUGAUGGCUUUGCCAAGGGCUCCUGUUGAUUUGGAUGAUCAGCCAGACACUGUGGAUCACAGCGAUGAAAGCGAUGCUGUUGAUGUAACCCAAUUGCCGCCCGGCUAA